UGUGUGUGUGUGUGUGUGUAACUUCCUCGUCCUGCAGAAGAAGCAGGAGGACCGAGGCGUGACGUCGCUGCCCGCAGAGGCCCGCACGGCACGGCGGGAGGAGAGGCGGGACGCGCCGCCGCGCUGCUGCCGCAGAGACGCUGAGAGGCCACGGACCGAGCGGACCGGCACCGAGCGGACCGGCACCGAGCGGACCGGCAAACUUUGCAGAGACACGCACGCAGCCAUAAUGCGGCACCGCCCGCCGACCCCGGAGCUGAUGUGACUGUGCACCGCCCACCGCAGGGAGGAAGCGGCGCAGCAGCAGCACCACCUCUCGCCUCGUCACGGUGCGCGGUCGGUCUGUCGGUCGGUCUGUCUGCAGGUGGAGGAGGUGGAGGAGGCGGGGGGGACAUGUCCUCGCUAACCGUAGAGGAGGACCAGAAAUGGGCACCGACACACGUCCAGGUGACGGUGCUGAGAGGCAGAGGCUUACGGGGCAAGGGCAAGCACGGCACCAGCGACGUGUACACCAUCAUCCAGCUGGGCAAGGAGAAGUACUCCACCUGCGUGGUGGAGAAGACCACCGAGCCCGAGUGGAGGGAGGAGUGCUCGUUCGAGCUGCAGCCCGGCGUGUUGGACGGCGGCGGGCGGAGUGACGGCGCCAACGAGCUGGUGCUCACCGUGAUGCACCGCGCGCUGAUCGGGCUGGACGUGUUCCUCGGACAGGCGGUGGUCCACCUGAGCCAGGUGUACCGCGAGAGCAGGCACGUGAAGAACGAGUGGUACAGACUCAACUCGAAGACGGGGAAGAAGGAGAAGGAACGAGGAGACAUCCAACUCACCGUCCUGUUCACCCGAAACAACCUGACAGCCAGCAUGUACGACCUGGUAAUGAAGGACAAGAGCGCCUCCACCUUCGGCAAGCUCAAAGAGCGCAUGAGGGGGAAGAGGAGAUCCAGUGAGGAGGACUCCUCGUCGGCCGUCCUCCCAGGCGGUUACGGCACCCUUUGUCGGAUGAGGCAGCGGCUGCCGAGUGAUGGAGGUGGGGAGGAGGACUAUGAGGACGACGAAGGGGGCGAGGCCCGGCGCAGCAAAAUGAGGACCUUCUUCCUAAGAGGGAAGCUGAGGAAGUCGUCGGACACCCGGUCCAGCACGUCGCUCGGCUCGGAGAGCAGCGAAUCAUCGUCUCGAGGCGGGAGCCUCAGCCCGACGGCCGGCAUCAGCGUGGUGGUCUCCGACCUCUCCAACUCACCCAGUAACAGCAGCAACCUGACGGUCGAUAACAGCCCAGAGCACACAGCAAACACGUCGCCCAAGUCGUCGUCCUCUCUCAAAUGUGAGUUUGGUGAUGACCCCGGUGAGAUCACCAUCGCAGUGCCUGUGCGCGUUAACGGAAGCCAUGCUUACGAAGUCCAGCCCCUGGACCCAGGCUCAGGAAACCCUGCAGGUUCUUUAGGCCUGGGACUGUUGCAGAAGAGUUUGCCUCUGUCCAUGUCUCUACAGAACCUCAGCCCGCGGGCCUCCACAGACCUCCCCAAAGGGCCCGUCGGGGACGGGCGCCGCUGGUCUUUCGACAAACCCGGCGAGGAGGAGAAGGCAGCCAUAGCGGCGGCGCUGGAACAAAGCGGCCCCAUGCUGGCUGAAGAAGAUGAACAGUUGGGUCAGGCUGCUCCGCGGGUGGAGAUGGAAAGCCAGGGGAGGAAGCAGAGGAGGAACUUGUUCUCCCACGGGAGGAGUGAGUCUGCGGGCAAAGUGCAGAGUCAGGCCAAGGAUGAGUCUGAACAGACCGCCACCGAGGAGAAACCCAGGGGGGGAUGGUUCGGAUCAAAGGAGGCGCACAGCAAACCCAGCCUGGUGGUGUCACCUAAACUAGAGCCCAGCACUGACCCCCACCCACCACCACCACCACCACCUAGUCACCACCCCUCGGGUCCCCCCGUGGAUGCCCCCUCCUCCACCUCCUCUUUGGUUUCUCCUCUGCAUCACACUAACCCCUUCAGCCACGCACAGAGCACGCCUCCUCCCGUGUCCCGCUGCAACCCUUUCUUCUCUCUGCUGCAGCACAACCCUUUCUAUGAAGACCUGCUCCAACCUUCGCUGCCUCCUCUGCCCUUUCUUUCCAGCUCCCGGCCCCCCAUAGCUCAGCUCUUUCCACAGGCGAGUAACCCUAACCCCACCCUGACUGACAGCAACCCGCCCACAGAGGACUCCGUCACCAAAGUAGAGAGACAACCUCUUCCUCCGACUCCGUCCACCUCGAGUCCGUCCAACCCUUUCCUGUCCUCUGUGGACUCUGAGUGGGACGAGUCCUUCGAAGCGUUUGCAGCUGGCAGGCUGCAGCCUCCCGAGGGUCCGGACAGGAGCGCGGAGCGUCCACGUGAACGCUGCAGUGAUAAAGGAGAUGACCCGGCUGACACUAACAUGCAUCACUCUGACAUGUUUGCACAGUUUCUUGAGACGAUCCCGGAGAACGAGAGCGACAGCAUCACGUUAAAUACUCGUACUAACUCACAACACCCGGCUGCUCUCACUGAAAGUAAUAAAGCUAACGCCACGACUAACACGAAUGAUCUAACUGACGCUAACAUGCACCGAGCCGCCGUGAAGCUCGCCAGCAGCUCCCCGGAUCCUCCGUCUUCAGGUCUCGGCAGCUCAGCAGAAGACGACUUCCUCUCCUGUCUGUCUUCUUAUUCAGACAAGUUCUCUGCGUCGUCCUCCGAGGAAACCGAGGCGCAGAACUUUGAAAGCAUCGUCGUGUUCAGCUCGGAGAAGACGACCGUGGAAGAGAAACCGCCUGAAACUGAAGAUGAGCUCACUGACUGGUCCAACCAUCAGAACACUGUUGUUACUGAAAAAGUUUCGGACGGGUCGGCGUCGUGGUCCUCAGUGCUCACACAUGCAGGAGAGGAUCACAGCACAGGUGUGACGACCUGUACAACUCUAGAUGAUGAACUCUGCUCCAUGCCUCCGUCAUUACACAUCAUCACCUCCUCCCCUGAUGUGAGGCAGCGUUCUGCAGACUCGCCCAUUGAGAGUCCCGGUUCAGGAGGGCAGGGUGUGAGUCUGCGUUCUCCGGUACCGUUCGGGCUCCUGUGUGAUCUCAGUCCUAGCCCAGGCUUCGACGACACGCUGUUGCACACUCUGGUGUCCGAUCAGAGCAGCAGCAGCUUCCUGCAAAGCCUUUACGUCAGCGUCGACUCGCAGGAUUAUCAAACCUGUGAGUCUCAGCGGCCGUCCAGUGGCUCCGAGCCAAACGAGACGCUGCACUCUGCGAACACAACGCUCUGCGGCGAGACCGCGGCUGACACCACCAAUGAAUGCAGGCCAUGCAGUGAAGACCUGAACCAAACCGACCCGUCUGAAGGAUCGCUCUGUCUGACCGGGGAUGCCUUCGGUUCCCCCUCGGCAGACUCAGAGCAGCAGCAUGUUGUCUUUGCUGACGUGUGUUUGAAAGGCGUGACACGCCACCGCUCCUACUCUGAGGGCACGCCAACGGCCUUCAGCGAGCUCCUCCUGCCCUCCUUUGGGAGCGACCCCGGUGCCAUACAGGAGUCCUCCUCGGCUCCGCCCGUCCCCGACCUCCCCUCCUCUCUGACCUCUUUCGCUCCUUCUGUAACUCCUGACAUCGUUAGCUCCUCUGUAGCUCUCUGUUCACUCCCUCCCCUCGCCGACGCCACAGCGAGUUUUCCACCCGGCACGCCACGAGCCGCGGCGCCAAAACCAAUGCCUCAGGAGACCCAGCUGCAGGCAGCCAAUCAGCAGAACAGCCCCCAUCCAGUGAAGCCCCUGACCACCGCCAUGUUGGCUGAGGAGAAGCGGACUGAGGGCCGGUCAGUGCUGGCCACCGGACUGGAGAAGCUCAAGUCCACCAUCCACCCGGGGAGGAGCAGCCAGCUGAGCGAGCAGGAGACGGAGCGCAAGAAGGUACAGUCUCUGACCGAAGGCGCCGGCUCGUACUACCACCUGAACCACAGCGAACUGGUCGCCCUGCUGGUGCAGCGGGAGGCGGAGCUGGAGAGGCAGAGGGCGGAGUUUGAACAUCAGAAGUUUCUGCUGGCGAAGCGCGAGGUGGAGCUGAAGAAGCUGAAGCCCCAGGUCCGAGAUCUGGAGGACUACAUUGACACGCUGCUGGUGCGCAUCAUGGAGCAGAAGCCGACGCUCCUGCAAGUGCGGUCCAAGUUAAAGUGACGGACGGACGGACGGGGAAGGGUUUGCAUCCGCUCACUCGAACCUCCACAGCAGCUCUUUAGUCUUUUCACUGCUAUGCUGUCCUUUUUGAUACAAAUCUGUCGGCACGGAGACGUCCAGGCCAUGUUUUCCAGACGGCAUGCUUUACUGUGCGGCCUCGUCGAAGGGUUUCGGACCGGGCGGUUCUGAAUGUAGCGGGUCCUCAGGUUGUUUUCAGGUUCACACAGCCAGGUUGGUUUUAAGUUCACAGAGGAGCGAGCCCGGCGGGUUCAGAACCCGGAUGCUUCCACUUUGGGAUCCUGAUUGUAGAAACAUUGAUUCCUCCUUUUCACCUCACUUCUACGUCACUUCUGUCACCUUCUCACGAAAGAAAGAGUUUCAGUCCAUCACACUGUCUCAGCUCAGUCCUCACACGAGACGAGCUGACGCCGUGGACGGACAUGCUGCUGGUUCUGCAUGUUUCAGCUCAUUACCUAUAAAUCUGUCCAAACCAGCCGGGUUAGAUGACUUUACACCUUCAGGGUGGCCUUUUGGUUUCAGCUCAUUUCAGUGCAGCAUGAAACUUAAUGUGACUUUAAACCUGCUGUAAAACAGAGAUGCUCAACUCACAGGCUAAACUUUCUGCAGCUAAACUUUGUCUGCAGCUGCUGAUUCUCAGUUAAUCUGCCAGAAUAAUUCAGAUAUUUAAUUGACUGCAAUGUAAGAAACUAUUUUUUUUUUUUAAUAUAACAUUGAUCAUUUAUUAUUUAUUUUAUCUGGAUGAAAAUUAAGAGUGUCCAUUUGUCGU
Molecule: messenger RNA, 4957 nt
Organism: Larimichthys crocea (large yellow croaker)
Lineage: Eukaryota; Metazoa; Chordata; Actinopteri; Sciaenidae
Gene: rab11fip5a
Product: RAB11 family interacting protein 5a (class I)
Exons: 6
Coding region: 394-4170 (1258 amino acids)
Biological process (GO): regulated exocytosis
Cellular component (GO): phagocytic vesicle; early endosome; recycling endosome
Molecular function (GO): small GTPase binding
Source: RefSeq, a predicted model, not a curated record